Messenger RNA from Trichoderma asperellum CBS 433.97, 1460 nucleotides. The record is from RefSeq and is a predicted model, not a curated record. NCBI's taxonomy places the organism in Eukaryota, Fungi, Ascomycota, Sordariomycetes, Hypocreales, Hypocreaceae.
AAAAAAAAAGGCCAAUUGGCUUUCCUGUCGAUAUCCCUUCCUGAUCCACCAGCCGCUUUAACCAUGUAACUGGCAAACCCGCGUAUCCGAUCCAUGGACCUUUUCGCAGCAGGCUUCAACGCCUGGCACCAGCUCUCCAUCAAUUGCUACGUCAGUCAAGAUGCCCAAAUCUCAAAGGAGGAGCCUCAUGACCUCCCUCGCUUUACAAAAGUUCUUUCCGCAACGACUAUCAAACGACCAGUCUCUCGACUCACUUACACCAUCGUUCAUCGAGAUGGGGGCCUCAUCGUCGCCGGCUUAGGCCCCAAAACCCUGGAAGAAGCCGAGGCCGAGUUUCUCUACACGUCAGCCGAAACUGCCUCCGGGGAACUUUUAGCCAUUGUCCCCGACAAAGAUGGCGACGGCAACGACAGCAACAAGCUGGUAAAGUACUCGUCCUUAUCGUCUCGAAGAGCCGGCGCCCAGCCAGAGUCCAUCUUCGACUGCCACCCUCCAGCCACGCAAGUCGCUGCGUUCGACACCGGCUUCGUCAUCCUCCAUUCUGACGGCUCGGUCUCUACUUUUGGCGACUCUCGCUUUGAAGCUUGUCUCGGAAGAGACACUGAUACGCCAGAUCGACCAUCUGAUAAGCCGGGCCCGGUACCCGACCUCAAUGACAUCGCGUCGGCCGAUGACCCAUUCAAGCUCGUCACCGCCGGCGGAACUGCUGUGGCGGCGCUGACGAGCACCAGCCGCAGCGUCUACGUCUGGGGCUGCUCUCCGCCAUCGGCAGCUUCGAAAACAUCAGCAAGUAGCUCCCAGACUCGUCGUCGGGGACAUGCUUUUCAAGAGCUGUCGGGCGUGCCCAACUAUACGGAAGUCGACGGUGGAAAAGACGUCGUGGAUGUUGCCUUGGGAGAAGCUCAUGCCAUUGCACUGACCCUGGAUGGACUAAUCUAUGUGAUUGGUGAGAAUGGUAAUGGUCAGCUUGGGCUUGGGAAAGAAGUUGAAAGAGCAGAGACAUGGAUGAGAGUUCCGUUCCUCGCUGCAGAUGGAUAUGAGAUUGUGGGUGUGGCGGCUGGUCCGCGAGCGUCUUUCAUUCUGACCGCCAAAUCAUAGAUGGCUUUGUUGUCGCAGCAGAGCCUACUGAAAGGGGGAAAGGAGGAGAUUUGUUUAUUUGGAGUGCUCUAUUCAGAAGCAUCCGGGCGUGUGUUGCUUUACAUGCAAGAAGCAUUGACGCUUUUAUUGCUCUAUCUGUUUUAGCACUGGGUCCAGCUUCCAUGAGAGGCAACUGACUGGAAGUAGCCAUUCAUCGUGCCAAAUAUUUUUGUCAAUGAAGCUUUUAUGCCUCGUUAUUUACACCAAAGCCUGUAUAUCAUUACUCAGAACAUGGGCAUGUCUAUAGUAGAAUUGGCACCUUUUAUUCCAACCGCCAAGACAUGAAUGAGUUGCCACAGCAGUUUGCUAAAGCUCAAAUCAAG